Pogoniulus pusillus (Red-fronted tinkerbird) is the source of this 6078-nucleotide messenger RNA. It is a transcript of the gene PDSS2, whose product is annotated as decaprenyl diphosphate synthase subunit 2. The record is from RefSeq and is a predicted model, not a curated record. NCBI's taxonomy places the organism in Eukaryota, Metazoa, Chordata, Aves, Piciformes, Lybiidae. The coding region runs from base 217 to 1353 and encodes 378 amino acids. Gene Ontology annotation, cellular component: transferase complex; mitochondrion. Gene Ontology annotation, biological process: isoprenoid biosynthetic process; ubiquinone biosynthetic process. Gene Ontology annotation, molecular function: prenyltransferase activity. The transcript has 8 exons.
GAUGGCUGCCCCCUGGGCGCGGUGAUCCCGCCGCGGCCGCCGCGCCGGGGUGGCAGACGCGGGGCAGCUGAGGGCUCCUAACCUCCGAGGCCGAUGGCAGGGUGUGAGCGGGUUCUCUAGUCCAAGCCACACACGGAUCGCGCUGCGGAGCCCCUCCGGGGCGAGUUAACAGGAGAGGAAGCCCGCGCCGGGAGCCUCCCGGGCCGGUGCGGCCGCAUGUGGGGAGCUCUGCUGAGGCGAGGCGGCCGCGGCGGCGGCGGCGGCCUGCGCGCUCUGGCGGCGGGCGGCCCGCCCUGGAGCGAGGUGGUGUCCGAGGCCGAGAAGAUCGUGGGCUACCCGACGUCCUUCAUGAGCCUGAGGUGCCUGCUCAGCGACGAGCUCAGCAACAUCGCCAUGCAGGUCCGCAAGCUGGCGGGCACCAAGCACCCGCUGCUCGACACCGCUCGGGGCUUCGUCUACGAUAGCCGCAAUAAUUUACAGAUGCGAGGUUUGGUCAUACUGCUCAUGUCCAAAGCUGCUGGACCCAGCACAGCAGAACUCUCCUUCCAGCACAACAUGGUCAGUGGAAUUUAUUCCAGUCAAAGAAGCCUGGCUGAAAUCACAGAGCUGAUCCACACAGCCUUCCUGGUGCAUCGUGGCAUAGUGAACAUCAGGGAGCUGAAGGCCUGCGAUGGCCCCCUGAAGGAUAUGAAGUUUGGGAAUAAAAUGGCUGUGUUGAGUGGAGAUUUCCUUCUAGCAAAUGCUUGCACAAGCCUAGCACAGUUGCAGAAUACCAAGGUUGUGGAACUCAUUUCAAGUGCCAUUGGUGACUUAGUUCAAGGUAUAUAUUAUGAAAACUCAAAAUCAUCUGAGGAGAGCUGUCUUACAGAUGAUAUCAGCAUAGCUGCGUGGAAGGAGCAGGUUUUCCUGUCCCACAGCGCCUUGCUGGCAAAGAGCUGCCAGGCUGCAAUGGAGCUAGCAAAGCACAGCACUGAGAUCCAGGAGAUGGCAUUUCAGUAUGGAAAGCACAUGUCCAUGACUCAUAAGCUGCAUUCAGACCUCCAGCCAUUUGUUAAAGAGAAUUCUAGUGACACUGUGGCCUUCAGUUUGAACUCUGCUCCUGCAGUCCUCCAUCAGGAAUUCCUUGGAAGGGAGGCAUGGAUUAAACAGAUCCGAGAGGCCCAAGGAAAAGAAAAUAUAAUGGACUACAAGAAGCUGUGGGAAGCCAUCAAGGCUGGCAAAGGUGUGACUGCUGCCAUCGACCUCUGCUGCUGCCACGGAAACAGCGCACUGGCAGCCCUGGACUGCUUCCCUCCCUCGGAGGCCAGGACUGCCUUGGCCAACAUCGUCUAUGCUGUGACCAGGUUCCCCUGACCCUCUCUUCCUCUGGGGAUGGCUCUGACGCCCUGCGCUGCUGCCACCUCCGUUUCUCCAUCCCCACAGAGGAGCCUGCACCGGCUGGCCCCACCAGCAGCAGAAUUCGGGAGGGGGAAAGAAGAAAACCAAACGAAAAAGGUCACAGAAGGCUUCUGCUUGCCCUGCCAGAAGCACACUUGAGGCUGCACGGGCAGAAAUAAUUAAUGAGUGCCGUUUCCGUGACCUCAGCAAAUGGACAGGAAAUAAGCUGGUAUUGAUUGGGCACCGGCGGGGACGGCGCCAGGGCGGAGGGCGGUGGUUUUCCUGCCCCAGGGAGGGAUGGAGGGGCGUGAAGAUCCAGGUGGCACAAGAAACCUGCUCCGACCUGCCCAGAGAGAGCAAGCUGCUGCAGCUGGGAACGAGCGUACCUGCCCAGCAAGGGGAAGGGCAGUCUGGGGGGGAGGGGGGGAAAAGUCUGCCUGGAGUCAUCUCUGCUCAGGCUGUUGUUGUGUGUUCAGAUGUAAAAUUACCCCGUGCCUAAUGCUUUCCACACUGGAGAAACUUGCUGAGCAAUUGUGUCAAGCAUGGUAAGCAGGAGCUUUGCAAUCUUUAAUCAGAUAUUAAUUUGGCUCCCUUAUGGGAAAUGAUUGCCUGGGGUUUAUACUGUGCCUAUAUAGAAUAUGUUGCUCUGGGUCAAAAGAAUGAGGGUUGGGUUGGGUUUUUUUUUUCCCCAUCUCUUCUGUAGGGGAGGGAAUGUCCCUCCCUCAGAUUCAGCAGUUUUGUUUCAGUCCCAGUCUUACACGAGAAGAAUGUCCUGGAUCUGUGACACCUGUGUUCGUUUCAGCCGACUGAAGGUUAAUCUGUAAGGCUCGCCGGCAGCCUCUGGCAGAAAGGAAGGAGGGAGGGAGGCUCUUCUGUGAAUGCAGGCUGAAUAAAACACAGAAAAUAGGGGAGAAGUUUUGAACCUGAACGUGUUGAAUUUUCGAGUCCAGUUACAGAGAGCAGCUAAGGUGUAUCAGAAGGCUGCAAUCUGAGCCUGUCUCUGUUGUUCACAGGAGAAGGUUUCUGUGGCUUGCACGCGUGCAACCCGAGAGUCCCGUUGACAAGAAGGCUGAGUUUACAUAAAUGAUCCAGAUUGAGACUCAGCUACCUUUCUUCCUUCUGUGGUGUAAUUACAGCCCAAUCUGGAGACAGCUAGCACAGCACACAGAUUUCGUUACAUGCCUCACUCACUCACGCACUAAGUGAAGUUAUUUCUGCGAAGUCCCCUCCCUCUCCCCCUGUGCUCCUUCCCCCUGUCACACAGUUUGUUUGUCACCAACUGCAACAUGUAAAUAAAAACUCUGUCCUCUAGAAACACUGCAAACCCAGCCCUGCACACUGCACAUGGCACUCUGUCUCAUAGCUGCAGAGAUUAUACCAUAGUAUUAUGUGUCUCACCAGCAACCCUGAGACACAAUCUUUGCUCAGGAGUCCAGGGCCCAGGACUCCAUUGCUGUGGAGAAUGGCUUCAACACCAGAUCCUUCUUGCUUGCACUUUCCUUCUCAUGCCUGCCCUGGCAUUUUCUCUUCUCCAGAGACUGGCACUUCUGCAUGAGUUAGUGCUGUUGCUGCAGCAGGGAGGCUGGAGGAGCACCAAGAAUAGAAUAGAAUCAACCAGGUUGGAAGAGACCUCCAAGAUCAUUCAGUCCAACCUAGCACCCAGCCCUGGCCAAUCAACCAGACCAUGGCACUAAGUGCCCCAGCCAGGCUUGGUUGGACUGGCUGAGCUAGGUUGGACUGGCUGAGCUUGGAGGUCUCUUCCAACCUGGUUGAUUCUAUGAGGAGGUCAGAGAGAGAGGGGGCAUUGUCUGGGGCAUGGCUGAGGAAGGCAUUCACACCACUUACUGCACUUACCCACACACCCCUCAGCCUCCCCUCUGAUCUUAUCUCAGCUGUUGUGCCGCUCUUUGCACUCCAGGGGUACACAAAACACAGGACAAGGUCCCAUCUGCUUUUUGAACCAAAGGGAAUUAGUUGCCUGAAAGGAGCACAUCUGCAGCGGCUGGCACGGCUGCUUGAUAGGGCUGCAGUGGAAUGUCACUUAGCUGCCAGCUGAGCAUUGCCACCUCCACAGUUGUGGCAACACUGCAUAGGGAGGUUGUUUGAAAAACGAGGUGCUGAGAAGAAGAGAAAUGUUAGAAGGGACUUCCUAAACUCCUCUAGCCCUAAUCUCCCAUUUGAAGUGGACUGUUGCCAGCAUGAAGUCUGCUCUUGGGAACCACCAUAGGUGCCCCACACAGCCUGUCCCACUGCUGCUCCACUUCCCUUGUGAAGUUCCCCUGAAGCCCAACAUGAGCCUCCCACAACGUGACUGGUGACUGUUGCCCAUUAUUUGCCACCUGCCACUGCCAAGGAUGGUUUGGCUCUGCUGUCUCUGCAGACUCCCUGUCCUGCAGGGGUGUGCUGCAGUUAGAUUGCCUGGCAGCCUUCUCGGUGCUGUUGGAGCAGCCCCAGGACUGACCACAGAGAUUACCACAGUGUCAUGCUCAGCAGUAAACACUGGGGAUGGGUUGUGUGAGUGUUCCACGGGGGGGUCUCCUGCUUGGGGACUGUCUGGGCAUCAGUUGGCUGCUGGUGAUUGCUUUUGCAUCCCUUCCUUUAUUUUGUUUGCUUCUAGUUUGCCUUUCACCUACUAAACGGUCUUUAACUCAGCCCACUGAUUUUUUCACUGUUGCCCUUCUGAUUCUCUCCCCGACCCUGCUGUGAGUGAGCAGCUGUGAGGUGCUUAGCUGCCAUCCCGGCUGAGCCCACCGCAGUCCAUUCUGGCAGCUGGUGUGGGCAUGCAGGGUUCAGGAUAAGGAGACAUUUGGCUGGAGUGUGCCAGAGAGAACUUCUUGUGCUUGUUCAGCUGUUGCUUGAUAGUUCUCUCUGCAGGUUUAUGUGUUCCUUACUCUGUGCCGUGCUCCCCCUCUUGCUGUACACGGAAUUCGAGAGCUUGUGAAGGGCUGGGGUUGGUUUUUUUGCAGUUUGCUGUGCCAAACCAGCACACUUCGGGUUGUGUUUUGCCCAGCAGAAGGAUGAUGAAAGCACUGGCCCUGAGCCUGGUCUGCUGUUCGAGCCCCGCAUUGCUGCUGUCCCAGUACUUCGGGAACCAUCUCGUGGAGACAAUUAACCAUUGCACCUUCUCCCCUUUUUCCUCUGAGAGCCAAUUUGUGGAGGAAACAAAGAACAGAACCUUCCCCUUCAUCUCCCACUGGGCAGCUGCUUUCCAUCUUGUUACAAUGGCUUCAGGAUUUUGCACAUCCCUGGGCAGUCGGGAUGCUGACAUUGGGAUGUCUCAAAAACCUGUUUCCAGCUCUUCCUGAGGUUAGCUGACUAUUUAGGGAUGUUACAUGGGGGUGUAUCCUGAGGCAGUGUGGUGGUGGGUGACAAGGUGCAUGGCAGCAGGUGUCUAGAAGAGUUUUCACCUCUGGUAGUGUGGGACUUGACCCCUGAACAUGUGCAAGAGUCUGACAGUGCAGAGUAUUUGAGAGAAGGACCCCUUGGCUAUGCUAAAGGGACACAGCUUCUCACACUGUGCCUGGCCUGGCUUGUGCCCACCAAGCACUGUUCAGCACCCUCAGGGCUGGAGGGAUUUGAAGGCAUAAGAACACCAUGGCUAAGCCAGAGACCCAACUCUCAACCAUAUCAUCCACUCCUAUACUCAAGAAGAAAUAAUGGAAGAAGUCAGCUUGGUAGUCAUGGAGCAGGAAUUUUCUCCAAAGAGGGAACAGAAGGAGUCAGAAGGAGAGAAGUCAGAGGGGAAGCCAGAUGUGCAGCAGAACAGUCACAGGAACUGGAGGAGGAAGAGGAGGAAAUCACCAACCUCUUAUCCUCAAGUAAGCUGCAAGCUGUGUACCAAGGUUGCAGCCAUCAUCCUGGUGAGCUGGCUGCUCCAGUGCUGGGAUCCUGGGGCAACAGCCAGGGAGUAGAGGACAAGGCUGCCCAGAGGGGAGUGAACUAGUUCUCUAGAGGUCCCUUCCAGCCCAGUGCAUUCUAUGGUUCUAUGAUAAUGGUAAGGAAAACCAGCAACCAGAGAGAGUCCUCGGAAGAAAAUCACUGCUGCAUUUGCUGGUGAGCAAUUCCCUGGGCACCAUAGUAGGGCUGAUGCUCCUGACCCAAAUAAGGAACUUCUGCCUUGCAGUUUGAAGGAUCAGGCAAUGAAUAACUCCAUCCAGGGUACUCGAGGAAAGAAAGAGCAAGGUUUAUGGAUUUGGUGGCCUGUUCCCUCUGCUCAGCCUGCUGUGCUUCUCCUACUGUAACCCAGUGUGUGCUGUGUCCUGUGUGCAAUAAAGGGGGCAGGGGUGGCCCAACUUUGACUUAGUAUCCAGCCUGAGAGAAGCUGCUAAAAGACUGAAAAGCUUGUUGUCAUUUAAUGGAAACAUGGAGGAGGCGUUCUCUGGAGGGGCUGGGGAAUGCUGCUUGCCCCAGGACACCUCAGGUGUUAGAGCUGCUGGUCAGAGCUCUGCUGCUUUUCCUUCUGAGCAGAGAGGGUUUGGUAGAUGCAAAAGGCUAACUCAGGCAACUGUGUCACACAGCAGAUUUAUCAAGGAAGUGGCUUCUGGGUCAUCCCUGGCUGCUGCUGCUGCUGUCAUCAGCUGCUUCCAUCUCACAGGCAUCAAACUUUUUGAUUCUUUGUAGUCUUCAAAGUACUUUUUACCUGCAGAGUGUCUUAUGAAAAAUAAAGAGCUUUUCAGUCUCUCAAAGCAGUUCAAAGAAAAA